Messenger RNA from Adineta ricciae, 3684 nucleotides. The record is from the annotation of a GenBank genome assembly. NCBI's taxonomy places the organism in Eukaryota, Metazoa, Rotifera, Eurotatoria, Adinetida, Adinetidae.
AUGUUUCGUACGUUGCGAAAUCAUUGGAAAAAGUCUGUAUUUGCUUUUUGUGCGAUUUCAUACGGUGCGAAAUGGUCGUACGAUCGUUAUCAAGCAAAUCAAAUUCGUGCGUUUUAUUGUCGACAAGCUUCCAUCUUAGGGUCGCAAACAUAUCCGUCGAUGAAUCGAUUAAACCGUGUCGCUGUUCUAUUGAAUGGAAAAGCAAACAAUGGAAAAGCCAAAUCACUCUACGAUAAAACGAUUUUCCCUCUAUUACAUUUAAUUGGUCUUGACGUGCGUGUUUAUCGUGUGGAUACAAUUACAGAUCCAAAUGGUUUGACUGAUCUUCUAACAAAUAAAAUUGAACCUAAUGAAUUAAACGCAUUGAUGAUUGUUGGCGGUGAUGGAACGUUGAGUGAACUUGCUCCGUAUCUCUUUCAAUCGAAUGUCUUAGAAAAUCUUCCAAUUUGUGUGGUACCUAUCGGUGAACAUGUUUCAUUUGCACGCAGUUUGUUACCCACAACAACCAAGAAGAAACUUCAUGACGAUGUCAGUUUACUAUGUGAAUCUGUCUUUGCUUUAUUCAAUGGAACAAUUGUUCGACGGUCUUUAUUAAAAAUUACAACAUCAGAGAAUGAUGAAAAACCAAUUUAUGCAAGCACAUUGGACUUCGGUCAUUAUUCUCGGCUUGAGCAACUUCAAAAACGUCUGUGGUAUUUCAGUUACUUGAAAUAUCCAAUUUCAUCUCUUUACCAUUUUAUCACAAAUUCCUACGCAUCGAUAGUCAAUUCCGAACAACCGGCAAUUCUCUAUUCACAUCCAUGUUCGGGUUGUUUACGUUGUCAGCCAUAUCUUAUGGAACAAUAUCGUUUAUCUCAACAGCAGCAACGAGAACAAAAGACAAGUUUUUUCUCUCGUGUAUAUCAAUCAAAGCGUUCUAUUGUUCAACCAAGUUCCACAUCCGUAACACCACCUGUCGAAAAUCCUGAUUGCGGUGUGGAAUACUGUCUCAAUCUUGACAAAUCACCGGUUCAACUUGGAGUCAAAUUACACGGCAAUGAACAGAACUUUCAAGUUGAUAUUAGCGAUGAUCUACAACGAUUCAAUUACGAUAAAGAUAAACAUCCCAAACAAUCCUUAUAUGUUCAACAUCUAAGAUUUACUCCGAACACGAAUCUUCUUGCCAAGCAAAUGUUAAUCAAUCAAGAGAAAUUAAAAGACUCCGAAGAUUUACCGACAGAGUAUCGAAUUGAACUGAGUGAAAAAACAUUAAAAUUUAUUCAGAUUACUGAUGAUCUAUUAUUAAGGAAGAAAUUAUCUAUAAAAGCAACAGUUAAUGAACUAGAAGAAGAUGCUCUUGAAAAGAAGGAAACGAAAAGAUUAAAGCAAAAGAACGAAAAUAUCCAGCAGCCAGUCAAAGGAACGUUUUCAUCAAUUCAUCGACUAGAUUAUUCUUGUUCUUUUAUUUUCGGUCGAUUUUUUCUUCUUGCUUUUCUUUUCGAUAACUUGACUGAUACAAAAAAUCAAACUAGUAGCAAUGCGCUAUUCAUUUGCGUAAUGUCCGAUGGAAACAAAUUCGACUUAACUGCAUACGCACAGCAACGUCAGCCAAAUCAAAUAGCAUUAGACGAAAUGGGCAGUGUGUUGCUUGACGCCAUGCAGGGCACAUUAAUUUGUCUUGAUAGUCAACAUAUUAUUAUCGAUGUUUCGCAGACUGUCAAGCGCUAUUUCGGCUUUGAACAAACAGAAAUUGUCGGUCUUUCUAUACUACUGCUGGUUGAAGAUAGUGAACGAGACGCAUUUCUCAAAUUUCUAUCCGAUACUUCCCAAUUAUUCAAUAUCUGUUGUGUUCGAAUGGUCAUGGCCGCAGCGAAUGAAUACCGACAAGUGAAAGUACAUCGAAAACGAAAAGUCAAUCAAGAUACCGUCGACGUUCAUUCAACAACACCUCGACACAGCAAUUCCGUCGGAACAAUUCUCGUCCUAACCGUAGACAAUUCCUCCUAUAUUGACAUCACAUUAUUCGAUGCUCAUAAACAAGAAUUCUAUACAAAAGUUAAUUUAGUCGGUGAAAUUAUAUUCGAAGAUCACAGGGGUGCUUUAAUAACCGGUUAUUUGCCACACGAAUUAAUAUCACAGUCAAUAUUUAAUUUUGUGUACCAUGAAGAUCGUUUAGUUAAAUUGCAUGCACUUUGGAAAUGUGCAACAACUGGUGCAAGUAAAUUACAAUGGCGUUUAAAUGCUCGCGAUGGUUCCAUUGUUUUUCUUCAAACUGAGUAUAAACUGAUUGCCAAUCAUCGAAAACAGGAUACGAUUGUUGCUCGAAAUGAAAUACUCAGUCCAAUGCAACGAAUACAAUUUGAAGAAUUACAAACAGCUUGGCGUCAUCAGUGUGCAGCAGAUAUCAAAGGAAAUAGUUCAUCGUUUAAAUUAAUCAAUUCGAGCGAUACGGAUGCAUUGUCGAUGUCUUCAGAUGAAUGUCGUAUCUGCGUUCCAUCGUUGAAUAUGUGCUUCUCAACGAAUAAACUACAAUCAUUGAAUGUGACAGGAAAUAUCUUCGGCGCGGCGAAACCAACACAUCCAUUGACUAUUCAAGAUUAUGUGUCGAUACUGAUCGAUAGUGAUAAACAUCUGGAUAGUGAAUUAGCCUAUAUAAUCAAUAAUUUACCUGCACGUUACAAACGUUUGAGUAAUGCAAAUAAUAAUCAGUUUACGAAUGAAACGGAAUUUUCAGAUGGAACAGCACAAGAAAAAUUCCCAAUGGAUUCGUUGAUGAAUUGUAAUGAUUCAUCAUUACGGAAAAAACAGGAUUCGGACUCGAUUGUACGUGGCAUACUUAGUAAUUCGAUUCAAUAUAAUCAUGAAAAACAAUCCGGUGAUCUGCCAACAACAUUGGCAGGACUUCUAAAUGAUAAUACGAGAAUUUCUAUUCCCCAAACGCAGAUGCAAGUAGAUCGAACAAAGAUGAAUCAGGUUACACCGACUCCUGAAUCGUACCAACAACAACACUACGAUUUUAUCAGAAAAUAUAAAGCAGCUAAAGCUAAAUUAGAAUCUCAAUUGGAAGCAGCUCGAGCGCAGGAAAUCGCUAAUGGGUGUCAAGCGAGUGACAUAUUGAAACGAAAUACUGUUGUUAAUAAAUUAGCUCAAUUGGAAACAAUUAAAAGCAAACAUUUAGCUCGUACGCUUGAAUUGAAACGACAAAGUCAACAGUCAACAUCAGCGACAGCCAUCGCAGUGAAUAAUAUCGAACAGAAAGAUUUGCUUAGCAGUGUAUUUCAUUCAUCGUCGUCACCAAAACCUCCUGGAUUGAUGCAAAUGGAUAAUCAUAGUCCAUCAGGAAUUCCCUCACCACUUUCAUCACUAUACAAUUCGUCGACGCCCUCACCAUCGGCAUCCUAUUAUUCAUCUGGGUAUCCACAUCAACGAACUGCUUCACCGGCCUAUAGACCGUCAUCUUUGCAAUACGAUUCACCGCAAGCAGCAACAGCUUCAUUUCACGAUCCAAAUCCGAGAGUAAAAACUCCUGUAUUCGAAGAAUUCCUCACUCCUCCACCUUCGUACACCCCGGUUCACAAUCCACUCUUAUCUGUGCAUUCAUAUAUGAAUGUGUCAUUUCAAGAUCCAACCAACAACUCAACAACAAUGACAACGUCAUCUUCUUUUAAUCACCACCAUCAUCAUAGUACGACUUAUCCAUAUUGA